Molecule: messenger RNA, 1999 nt
Organism: Seriola aureovittata
Lineage: Eukaryota; Metazoa; Chordata; Actinopteri; Carangiformes; Carangidae
Gene: wdr41
Product: WD repeat domain 41
Exons: 14
Coding region: 247-1599 (450 amino acids)
Biological process (GO): regulation of autophagy
Cellular component (GO): lysosomal membrane
Molecular function (GO): protein binding
Source: RefSeq, a predicted model, not a curated record
CGUAGUUGCAGUCACAUGAAUGAUUUGUUGUGGUCGAGACUGAAAUUCAGCUGUUUUUAUCAUGUAGCUUUACACGUAACAGUGUCAACAUUACGUUUUUUCAGCUUUGGGGAAAUUAUCCGGACGUUUCAUGUCAAACUCUUCUCACGAGGGCGAUAAAUUGGACGAUAUUUGAUGAAGUGACAGCGCUUUUUUUAUUUUCUUUACGCUAAUGACCGCUAACGUUAGCUGCUAACAAACCAAGUCAUGCUUCGGUGGAUUCUCGGGGGUCGUGAAGCUCAGAGCUCCGUGGAGAAAAGCCCCGUGUUGUGCAUUGGCGAGGAACAGCCCAAAAACUGGUUCACUGAGCUGCAGGUGCUGAAAGGACAUUUUGACAUUGUUCGAUUUCUGGUGCAGAUUGAUGACUUCAGAUGUGCCUCGGCAGGAGACGAUGGCCUUGUCUUGGUGUGGAAUAUCGAGACCGGCGAGAGGCUGCAGGAGCUGAGGGGCCACUCCCAGCAAAUAACAGCCAUAACCACCUUCACCUGUAACGAUGGACUCACAUCGCACACCUCCCUCAUCACCGCCUCCUCAGACAGGAGUCUCAGUUUGUGGGACCCUGAUACAGGCAACAGGGUCCAGACCAUUUCAGAUCUUCAGUCCUCUGUGAAGUGUUUGCUGGUGCUGGAGCGGCUGUGUGUGUGGGUCUCCGGCGGGGAGGAACUGUGUGUGUGGAACAGAGACUUUCAGCUGCAGUGUCACAAACAGAACCACAGUGACACGGGAAUAACCGCUUUGAUCGAGCUGCCCAAGAACUGCAUCGCUGCUGCGAUGGAUAAAGAAAUAAUGAUCUACAGGCUGACGGUUUCUCAUGAUUCCUCCGUGUCGGUGGCUGAACUCCGCUGUCUGUCCGACCACCAGGACCAGAUUCGAGCUCUGAUCAACAUCAACGACGGGCUCUUUGCGAGCGGUUCCCACGCGGGCGAGUUGAUCUUAUGGGACGCGAUCGAUUGGAACAUCCUGGCCUAUGAGCACAUCCUGUGGGAGGAGUCACAAACCAGCGCCCAGGCUGAAAUACGACUCGGGGCUCCCAAACCCAGCGAGAUGUCCAUCCAGCAUCUGACCACCAAUGGAAAGCUCAUCCUGGCAGCGGUGGGCAGCGGCCUCUAUGUGUACAGCAUUCUCACCAAAUCAGUGUUGGCCUACAGGAAGGUCGCCCAUGACUCCAAUGUCCUCCACACCAUGCUGCUGUCAGACAGCGAGUUGAUGUCCUGCUCCGAGGACGGCAGUGUGAGGAUGUGGGAGAUCCAGGACCUGCCUUUGCCCGCUGAACCCGCCUCUCCAGGGUUCUUUGGGAUGUGGACUUUCGGCCGGUCGAACAAACAGGCCGGUCCUCCGUCAAAGAAAAUCAUGGAAGUUCCCAACAUCCGGAUGCUGGAGUUGACGGGCGACCUCAUCGGACACUCGGGGGCGGUCCAGAUGUUUGUGAGCUUCCAGGAGAACGGUCUGGUCACGUGCUCGACGGACCAGCUGCUGAUUCUGUGGAAGAACGGCGAGAGGCAGUCCCACCUCCGCAGCCUGGCACUUUUCAAAAAGCUGGAGGAGAACGGAGGACUGUGAACUUUGACCUUUGAGCCUUUAAAAAGGAGAGUUGGGAGGUUGAUGCAGGUCACGAAUAAUUUCAAUUAAGUGUAAUGAUGAUUGUUGUUUGCGUUCGUUGAUAAUGUAACGGUUGUUUGCCUUUUGACUGAAAACACGUGUUUAACUUAAAUUUAAAAAGAAAAAUAAGUAAAUACCUCAGAAACAGACAAAUUGUAAUAUUUUUUUAUUUCAAGCCUUGUGUGUUUAAACGCUCUGACGCUGAUGUGAAGCAUCAACAGGACUUUUCCUGUUAGGGGUCACACGCUGGUGCCUGCACUGGUCACUACACCUGUACAAUCUGAUCCAAUUCAAUACAACAGAUCUGCUGUAACUCAACCUUUUAUAAAGUUUAUAAAAUUUUGUUUUUGUUGGAAAUGUA